AUGGAUCGUAAUUUGUUGACGAUCAACUCAACUGAUGGCCAUCAGUACUUGCUCAACUUGAUGGUGACGACCAACAGCACUGUGAUCACUCUCGAGAGGAAUAUACCACUGAACGUCAACAUGUCCUUGUACUACGCGAGCGACGUCUACCCCAUCAAGAUAACAUUCACCGCGUGCCAGGCAGGCAAGUGCAACAACGGCACAUGCAACGUCGAUGGCCUGUGCGAGUGCUUCCCCGGCUACACCGGCACCACGUGCUCCAAGCAAUUGUGCUCAGGUAACCCGAUGUGCUCGGGCCACGGAACAUGCUCGGCACUGGCAAUGUGCGUGUGUGACGAGGGCUUCACCGGCUGGUCGUGCGCAUCCCCCUCCAACUACACUAUGCGCUCCGAGAUUGAGUUUGACAGCGUGCGACCCUGGUGCAACUACUCGAUAUACGGCAACCUCAAGAACGGCUCCAUCCUCGAGCACCCAGAGGAGGAGCUGAAGUUCAGCAUCAAGUUCUUCUCAGUGAUCGAGGUCGACUCGACUGGCCAAUACGUGCGCGACGAAGAGUUUGGCAACAUGACGACCGAGGGCAGUGCAACAGACUUCACCAUGUCGGGCACAAUGACCGAUGGCGCCAAGGUGCUGAUGACGAUGAACAUAUCCAGCUCGUACAACAUCGUCAAGUACAUGAAUGAGAGCGUGUCGAUGCACAACAACACGGUCAAGUAUGCCAUUCGUCUCAGCGAGUACAAGUUCAAGUCCAGCCUCAACUACCUGCUCAUCACAUUCAACGUCACCAGCGGUCUGGACGGCGACUGCUCGAUGUUCCUUAACAGGACGACCCGCUUCUACGGCAACAGCUACCAGAUGCCCAUGAUGGGCUACGGUCUAUAUGGCGCCUUCCCCAACAGAGGCAUGCUGGACGGCCGCCCCUUUGUGCUGACGAACCGCAUGCUCAACAACCAGCCAGGCGCAUUACUGAGCGGCAUGGUAGUGCCGUACUUCACCGACUAUGUCGACAUUGACCCAGACUUUAGUGUGCUGGUGCGUUCAUACUCAGCGUCGGCCAGUGAGGACGGAUCAAACAUCACGUGUCCUAUUCGCCAAACCGGCGACAGUGGACGGGCGACAUGGUUCCUGCCCGUGGUAGUGGUCGUGCCAGUUAUCUGUGGCGCCGUGAUCAUUGCCGCCGCCAUCAUCAUCUACAGGAAGAGCACUACUGCACACAUCUAUGUGAAGCAGGCCAAGACCAGAGUGACGCUCAACAGGAUGUCCACCAAGGUUACCCCAAGUGGCGGUGCUGUCUAA
This is a messenger RNA of Acytostelium subglobosum LB1, 1296 nucleotides long. RefSeq lists its product as hypothetical. NCBI's taxonomy places the organism in Eukaryota, Evosea, Eumycetozoa, Acytosteliales, Acytosteliaceae. The coding region runs from base 1 to 1296 and encodes 431 amino acids. Gene Ontology annotation, biological process: sexual reproduction. The transcript has a single exon. The record is from RefSeq and is a predicted model, not a curated record.